CACAAACAUCUGGAGGAAGAUUAGCUAGUAUUAUUUAUAUAAUGAUUGGAAUUCCUUUAUUUUUAAUAAUUCUUGCCGAAGUUGGUAAAUUACUUUCUCAUGGAUUGAGAAAACUUUAUAAAAAAAUGCAUAAAAUGAAAAGAAUUCCUGAAGCUGCCAGAAAAAUGAGUGAACCAAUGAAAGUAAUUAUAAUUUAAAU
Meloidogyne enterolobii is the source of this 199-nucleotide messenger RNA. The record is from the annotation of a GenBank genome assembly. NCBI's taxonomy places the organism in Eukaryota, Metazoa, Nematoda, Chromadorea, Rhabditida, Meloidogynidae.